Molecule: messenger RNA, 795 nt
Organism: Malassezia pachydermatis
Lineage: Eukaryota; Fungi; Basidiomycota; Malasseziomycetes; Malasseziales; Malasseziaceae
Exons: 3
Coding region: 1-795 (264 amino acids)
Source: RefSeq, a predicted model, not a curated record
AUGGCUGACCCUUCGAUGAACAACGGUCCCUCGCCACCACAGCGCGACGAAAAGCUUACGGCACGAGAACUGGAAGCUCUUCGGAAUAUCUCCUCUAAUGUAUGGCUGGCCCGUGUGUGUGGCUUUAUGGGCGGUAUGGGUACCACCUACUAUUUCCUUCGGCGAUCGGGACGACCCAUUAAACCGUUAGCAAAUAUCCUCUUAACACUCUCUGGCGGCUUUGCGGGCUCAUUCUUGAUGAUUCCCGUGGGCAUCGGCAUGAGCCGAUCGUCGUUGCGGUCAGUGGAAGACCCUCAACACAUGGCACGCGCUUUGCAUAACGCGAUGGAACAGAGGCGUCGUGUUGGUGGGCCGCCAGGGCCUUUGACUGAUACGCCUACCGAAGAGACGAACGAGUCUAUUGAUUUGCCAGCAUCGGAAGCAGAUUGGUCGACAGUGAAUCCCUCGUCCUCGCCGGACGUAUCAAGCUCCACCGACGCGAGCGGAGCAUCAGCAGUAUCGCGCUGGGAUGAGCUUCGUCGUGACCGUACGAGCACACCAAGUAUGUGGGAGCAGAUCCGCCAGAACAAUGCUCGUAACUCGUUGCCCCCCAGGUCUUCCAAUGCGCCCAAAGAGCCUCAAGAAACACGCGCUCCUGCCAACACGUUCUCAACGUUUACUACGACAGAGCCGCCUAUGCCCCAGACGAAAAAUAGCGAUUACGAGCGUGCUGUGCGCGAGUACCAUGAAGCCAUGGAACGUGAACGGCAAGGUAUUGAUGUCACUACCGGCUUUACGGAAAAGUCCCACUGGUAG